Drosophila mojavensis is the source of this 6431-nucleotide messenger RNA. It is a transcript of the gene zip, whose product is annotated as myosin heavy chain, non-muscle. Gene Ontology annotation, molecular function: ATP binding; cytoskeletal motor activity; actin filament binding. Gene Ontology annotation, cellular component: myosin complex. The transcript has 13 exons. The record is from RefSeq and is a predicted model, not a curated record. The coding region runs from base 209 to 6352 and encodes 2047 amino acids. NCBI's taxonomy places the organism in Eukaryota, Metazoa, Arthropoda, Insecta, Diptera, Drosophilidae.
CAGCGAAAUGCUUAGCUUUAGCUCUGCCGUGUCUCUGUUACCAAUCAUCGUACAUUCGUGCUGGUAGCAGCGAACGAGAAAGACGCGUUUUGGAAAAAUAUUUAAAAAUCAGCAACUGCAUACAAAACCAAACCAGAUAGAAUCAACGACAAAACGAUAAAUAACGAAUAUAAAAACGCAGAAAGUAUAAUAAAAAAAGAAAACAAACAUGUCAGAAGAAGUUGAUCGCAACGACCCCGAGCUGAAAUAUCUCUCGGUGGAGCGCAAUCAAUUCAACGAUCCGGCCACACAAGCCGAAUGGACACAGAAACGUCUUGUUUGGGUGCCCCACGAGAAUCAGGGCUUCGUUGCCGCCAGUAUUAAGCGCGAACAUGGCGACGAGGUGGAGGUGGAAUUGGCCGAGACCGGCAAGCGUGUCAUGAUCCUACGCGAUGACAUACAGAAGAUGAAUCCGCCAAAGUUCGACAAAGUCGAGGAUAUGGCCGAGCUGACGUGCCUCAAUGAGGCGUCCGUGUUGCACAACAUCAAAGACAGAUAUUACUCUGGCUUGAUCUAUACAUAUUCCGGUCUUUUCUGCGUUGUGGUCAAUCCCUACAAGAAAUUGCCAAUCUAUACCGAAAAGAUAAUGGAGCGGUAUAAGGGCAUAAAGCGACACGAAGUGCCUCCGCAUGUAUUUGCAAUAACGGACAGUGCCUAUAGAAAUAUGUUGGGUGAUCGUGAAGACCAAUCGAUUUUGUGUACUGGCGAAUCGGGUGCUGGCAAAACGGAGAAUACCAAGAAGGUCAUACAAUUUCUGGCCUAUGUGGCUGCCUCUAAGCCCAAGGGCUCUGGUGCGGUGCCGAAUCCUGCCGUCCUCAUUAACUUUUCGGUGAACACGAAUAAAUACAUUAAGGUCAAAUGUAAUGUCAAUAAUAUAUUUGGUAAUAAGGUGCACAGUAGGAAGAUCAUCGAAGCAAACAACAACGGUGUCGGUUCGAAGACGAUCAUGCAGCUAAGUAGCUGCCAUGUGGUGGAUCGGUUAGCUGCUGCGACGCAUUGUGACUGUCUCGUAGUUGAUAUGCCCAUGCCCGAGGUGGAGGGCGAGCUGGAACAACAGCUGCUGCAGGCGAAUCCCAUACUGGAAGCCUUUGGCAAUGCCAAGACGGUCAAGAACGACAACUCAUCGCGUUUCGGUAAAUUCAUACGCAUUAACUUUGAUGCAUCGGGUUUCAUUUCGGGCGCCAAUAUCGAGACCUAUCUGUUGGAGAAGUCGCGUGCCAUUCGUCAAGCGAAGGACGAACGUACAUUCCAUAUAUUCUAUCAGCUGCUGGCGGGCGCAACGCCGGAGCAGCGCGAGAAAUUCAUACUCGAUGACAUUAAGUCGUAUCCAUUCCUCUCAAACGGCACGUUGCCCGUGCCUGGGGUCGAUGACUUUGCUGAAUUCCAAGCGACAGUCAAAUCGAUGAACAUCAUGGGCAUGACCUCGGAGGAUUUCAAUUCGAUAUUCCGGAUCGUUAGCGCCGUGCUGCUCUUUGGCAGCAUGAAGUUCCGGCAGGAGCGCAACAACGAUCAGGCAACGCUGCCCGAUAAUACGGUCGCCCAGAAGAUUGCCCAUUUGCUUGGCUUGAGCGUUACGGAUAUGACGCGCGCCUUUCUCACGCCCCGCAUCAAAGUGGGUCGCGAUUUUGUGACCAAGGCACAGACCAAGGAGCAGGUCGAAUUCGCCGUGGAGGCCAUCGCCAAGGCGUGCUAUGAGCGCAUGUUCAAGUGGCUGGUGAAUCGCAUCAAUCGAUCGCUGGAUCGCACCAAGCGACAGGGCGCCUCGUUCAUUGGCAUUCUCGAUAUGGCUGGCUUCGAGAUCUUCGAGCUGAACUCGUUCGAGCAGCUGUGCAUCAACUAUACCAAUGAGAAGCUGCAGCAGCUAUUCAACCACACCAUGUUCAUCUUGGAGCAGGAGGAAUAUCAGCGCGAGGGCAUCGAAUGGAAAUUCAUUGAUUUCGGACUCGAUCUGCAGCCCACCAUCGAUCUGAUCGAUAAGCCUGGUGGCAUCAUGGCUCUGCUGGAUGAGGAGUGCUGGUUCCCCAAGGCCACCGACAAGACGUUUGUCGACAAGCUCGUCUCCGCCCACUCCAUGCAUCCGAAAUUCAUGAAGACCGAUUUCCGUGGCGUUGCCGACUUUGCCAUCGUCCAUUAUGCCGGACGGGUGGAUUACUCGGCCACGAAAUGGUUGAUGAAGAACAUGGAUCCGUUGAACGAGAACAUUGUGUCGCUGUUGCAGGCAUCGCAGGAUCCGUUUGUCGUGAACAUCUGGAAGGAUGCGGAAAUAGUCGGCAUGGCACAGCAAGCGCUAACUGAUACCCAAUUUGGGGCGCGCACGCGCAAGGGCAUGUUCCGCACCGUGUCGCAUUUGUAUAAGGAGCAGCUGGCCAAACUGAUGGACACGCUGCGCAACACGAACCCAAACUUUGUGCGCUGUAUCAUACCGAAUCACGAGAAGCGGGCUGGCAAGAUCGACGCGCCCCUGGUGCUGGACCAAUUGCGCUGCAAUGGUGUCCUCGAGGGUAUACGCAUCUGUCGCCAGGGCUUCCCCAAUCGCAUACCCUUCCAGGAGUUCAGGCAGCGCUACGAACUGCUUACGCCCAAUGUCAUACCGAAGGGCUUUAUGGACGGCAAGAAGGCCUGCGAGAAGAUGAUCCAGGCCUUGGAGCUCGACUCCAAUCUGUAUCGUGUUGGCCAAUCGAAGAUCUUCUUCCGCGCCGGUGUGCUGGCACAUCUGGAGGAGGAGCGCGACUUCAAGAUCUCCGAUCUAAUUGUCAAUUUCCAGGCAUUCUGUCGCGGCUUCCUCGCCCGCCGCAACUACCAGAAGCGUCUCCAGCAGCUGAACGCCAUACGCAUCAUCCAGCGCAAUUGCGCUGCCUAUCUCAAGCUGCGCAACUGGCAGUGGUGGCGUCUGUAUACCAAGGUCAAGCCCUUGCUGGAGGUGACCAAGCAGGAGGAGAAGCUCGUGCAGAAGGAGGAUGAGCUGAAGCAGGUGCGCGAGAAGCUCGAAUCGCUGGCCAAGAAUACGCAGGAGUAUGAGCGUAAAUACCAGCAGGCGCUGGGUGAGAAGACCACGCUUGCCGAGCAGCUGCAGGCCGAGAUUGAGCUGUGCGCCGAGGCGGAGGAGUCGCGUUCACGCCUAAUGGCGCGUAAACAGGAGCUGGAGGAUAUGAUGCAGGAGCUGGAGACGCGCAUUGAGGAGGAAGAGGAGCGCGUACUGUCGCUGGCCGGCGAUAAGAAGAAACUGGAAUUGCAUAUUCAGGAUCUGGAGGAGCAGCUCGAAGAGGAGGAGGCUGCACGCCAGAAACUCCAACUCGAAAAGGUGCAGCUGGAUGCCAAGAUCAAAAAGCAUGAAGAGGAGCUGGCGCUCACCGAAGAUCAGAACCAGAAGCUGCUGAAGGAGAAGAAAGUGCUGGAGGAACGUGCCAACGAUCUGUCCCAGACGCUGGCUGAGGAGGAGGAGAAGGCCAAGCAUUUGGCCAAACUGAAAGCCAAGCACGAGGCGACCAUUGCCGAGUUGGAGGAACGCAUGCACAAGGAUCAACAGCAGCGCCAGGAAUCGGACCGCACCAAGCGCAAAAUCGAAACCGAGGUGGCCGAUCUGAAGGAGCAGCUGAACGAGCGCCGCAUCCAGGUCGAGGAGAUGCAAGCACAGCUGGCCAAGCGCGAGGAGGAACUUACCCAAACGCUGAUGCGAAUCGACGAGGAGUCCGCCUCAAAGGCCGCCGCCCAGAAGGCGCAGCGUGAACUCGAAUCCCAGCUGGCCGAGAUCCAGGAGGACCUCGAAGCCGAAAAGUCGGCGCGCAGCAAGGCCGAAAAACUGCGUCGCGAUCUCAGCGAGGAAUUGGAGGCGCUUAAGAACGAGCUGCUCGACUCACUGGAUACCACAGCCGCCCAACAGGAGCUGCGCUCCAAGCGCGAGCAGGAGCUGGCCAUGCUGAAGAAGUCUCUGGAGGAGGAGGGCGUGAAUCAUGAGAGCGUGCUCGCUGAAAUGCGCCACAAGCAUGCCCAGGAGCUGAACAGCAUCAACGAUCAGCUGGAGAAUCUGCGCAAGGCCAAGGCCGGCUUGGAGAAGGCCAAGGGCACCCUCGAGGCGGAGAAUGCGGAUCUGGCCACGGAAUUGCGAAGCGUGAACAGCUCGCGACAGGAGAAUGAUCGCCGACGCAAGCAGGCGGAGUCUCAGAUCGCUGAGCUGCAGGUGAAGCUGGCGGAGAUUGAGCGUGCGCGUUCCGAACUGCAGGAGAAGUGCACGAAGCUGCAGCAGGAGGCGGAGAACAUUACCAACCAGCUGGAGGAGGCCGAACUGAAGGCCUCGGCGGCCGUCAAGUCAGCCAGCAAUAUGGAAUCGCAGCUGACAGAGGCACAGCAGCUGCUGGAGGAGGAAACCCGCCAGAAGCUCGCCCUCAGCUCCAAACUGCGUCAAAUCGAAUCGGAAAAGGAGGCACUGCAGGAGCAGCUCGAGGAGGAUGAGGAGGCGAAACGCAACUUCGAACGCAAAUUGGCCGAGGUAACAGCCCAAAUGCAGGAGAUCAAGAAGAAGGCCGAGGAGGAUGCCGAUCUGGCCAAGGAGCUCGAGGAAGGCAAGAAGCGCCUCAACAAGGACAUCGAGGCGCUGGAGCGACAGGUCAAGGAGCUGCUGGCACAGAACGACCGCCUGGACAAGAGCAAAAAGAAGAUCCAGUCGGAGCUCGAGGAUGCUACCAUUGAGCUGGAGGCGCAACGCACGAAGGUGCUCGAAUUGGAGAAGAAGCAGAAGAACUUCGACAAGAUACUCGCCGAAGAGAAAGCCAUAUCAGAACAGAUCGCCCAGGAGCGCGACACGGCGGAGCGUGAGGCCCGUGAGAAGGAGACCAAGGUGCUGUCAGUAUCCCGCGAAUUGGACGAGGCGUACGACAAGAUCGAGGAUCUGGAAACGAAACGCAAGCAGCUGCAGAACGAGCUCGACGAUCUGGCCAACACACAGGGCACGGCCGACAAGAACGUUCACGAGCUGGAGAAGGCGAAACGUGCGCUCGAAUCGCAGCUGGCCGAGCUGAAAGCACAAAACGAGGAGCUCGAGGAUGAUCUGCAGCUGACCGAGGAUGCCAAACUGCGUCUGGAGGUCAACAUGCAGGCGCUGCGCUCGCAAUUCGAACGGGACCUGCUAGCCAAGGAGGAGGGCGCCGAGGAGAAGCGACGUGGCCUGGUCAAGCAGCUGCGCGAUCUGGAGGCCGAGCUGGACGAGGAGCGCAAACAGCGAACGGCCGCGGUGGCGGCCAAGAAGAAGCUGGAGGGUGAUCUCAAGGAGAUUGAGACCACCAUGGAGAUGCAUAACAAGGUGAAAGAGGAUGCCCUCAAGCAUGCCAAGAAAUUACAAGCACAAGUCAAGGAUGCGCUGCGCGAUGCCGAGGAGGCCAAGGCCGCCAAGGAGGAGCUGCAGGCGCUGAGCAAAGAAGCCGAACGAAAGGUGAAGGCACUCGAGGCCGAAGUAUUACAGCUGACCGAGGAUUUGGCCAGCUCGGAGCGUGCCAGGCGAGCGGCUGAAACUGAGCGCGACGAACUGGCCGAGGAGAUCGCCACCAAUGCCAGCAAGGGCUCGCUCAUGAUUGAUGAGAAGCGGCGGCUGGAGGCGCGCAUUGCCACCCUGGAGGAGGAGCUCGAGGAGGAGCAAUCGAAUUCAGAGGUACUGCUCGAUCGCAGUCGCAAGGCGCAGCUACAGAUCGAACAGUUGACCACAGAACUGGCCAACGAGAAGUCCAACUCGCAGAAGAAUGAGAACGGACGUGCGCUGCUCGAGCGCCAGAACAAGGAGCUGAAGGCCAAGCUGGCCGAGAUCGAGACGGCGCAACGCACCAAGGUGAAGGCCACCAUUGCCACGCUCGAGGCGAAGAUUGCCAAUCUGGAGGAGCAGCUGGAGAACGAGGGCAAGGAGCGACUGCUGCAACAGAAGGCCAACCGCAAAAUGGACAAGAAGAUCAAGGAGCUCACCAUGAACAUCGAGGACGAGCGAAGACACGUCGACCAGCAUAAGGAGCAAAUGGAUAAACUGAAUAGCCGCAUUAAACUGCUCAAGCGCAAUCUGGACGAGACCGAGGAGGAGCUGCAGAAGGAGAAGACGCAAAAGCGCAAAUAUCAGCGCGAAUGCGAGGACAUGAUCGAAUCCCAGGAGGCCAUGAACCGUGAGAUUAACUCACUGAAAACGAAAUUGCGACGCACCGGCGGCAUGGGCCUCAGCUCCAGCCGACUCACGGGCACACCAUCGUCCAAGCGCGGAGGCGGCGGCGGGGGCGGCGGCGGCGACGACAGCUCAUCGGUGCAGGAUGAAUCAUUAGAUGGCGAGGAUUCAGGCAAUUGACGCGUUAAUUAUUAAUACAUAAAAAAAAUAAUAAAAAAAAAACAACAAAAAAAUCAACAAAAAGGAAAUAAACGAUUAU